Molecule: messenger RNA, 2694 nt
Organism: Tribolium madens (black flour beetle)
Lineage: Eukaryota; Metazoa; Arthropoda; Insecta; Coleoptera; Tenebrionidae
Product: serine palmitoyltransferase 2-like
Exons: 8
Coding region: 226-2031 (601 amino acids)
Biological process (GO): sphingosine biosynthetic process; ceramide biosynthetic process
Cellular component (GO): serine palmitoyltransferase complex
Molecular function (GO): serine C-palmitoyltransferase activity; pyridoxal phosphate binding
Source: RefSeq, a predicted model, not a curated record
CACAUUUAAGCAAAAUGUCAACUUUUCGGAAUUGUGGUUAACAAUAGUCGAAAUUUUCAAUUUUUAACUGUUACUUUGUUGUAAUUGCAUUUUUUCGGUUGCAGAGUUUUAGUAUUUUUGGUAAAUUGGGAAUGGACCGCAAAUUUUUGAAUACAAGGUUGCUGCAAGGUAUCACGCGAGUCGCUAUCAACCAACAAAAAAUUUGCGUUUGUAAAAUGUGGACGCAUGCGUUGUGAAAUCUUCAGUAUAGAAACGAGAAUGGAAGAGGGUGCAGGUGAAGCUGUUACAGAGCUACUAAGUGGGGUAGAUUUCGAAAAUACUAAACACCAAAAGGUCAUUUCGAACGGAUACGGCCCGUACUCGGGCAGCUUCGCAAAUGGAUAUACGUGUAUCAAUAAAAGGAAUGGGUACAGAGGAUCUGAGCAGAAUGGACAUGUGCUGGCAUCCUCUGAUGAAGAAUGCACCUCCAAAAAGGGACCAAUAAAAAACAGAUACAUAAAAAGUACUUUAAAGGAACCGACACCAAAAACACGAAUUUUGAAAGAAUCCUUCGAGCCACCGACGCUUCUUACCGCGGCAUUAACACACAUUAGUUUCUACAUUUUGAUGUUUCUGGGAUAUUUGAGUCAAGCAUUGUUUCCACCAAAGAUAGUUAAAGAGAAAAAUAGAGAUGGGUAUCUUCCCUUAUUCGAUAGAUUUGCAAGUUUUUACUCGCGAUAUGUCUACAGAAGAAUACGGGAUUGUUGGAAUUACCCCAUCUGCAGUGUGCCAGGGAAUGAAGUGGUUUUGAAAAAUAGAGUCACUAAUGACAACGGAUGGACCUUCGAGUUCACCGGCUCUAAAACCAAAUGCUUGAACUUGGCGUCGUACAAUUAUCUCGGUUUUGCGGAAAAUUCCGGCCCCUGUGCCGAGUUUGCAAUCGAGUCGAUUUACAAAUAUGGAGUGACCACCGGUGGCACUAGACAGCAAUACGGUACUUGUGACUUACACGUCGAACUGGAAAAGUUAACAGCGGAAUUUUUGGGCGUCGAAGAUGCAAUUACAUUCGGAAUGGGCUUUGCAACAAACGCACUCAACAUUCCAACAUUGUUAUCACCAGGUUGUCUCGUUAUCAGCGACGAGAAAAACCACGCUUCUCUCAUCUUGGGAAUACGUUUACCCGGAGCCACCGUCAAAGUUUUCAAACAUAACGAUGUCAAACAUCUGGAGCAAAUCCUUCGCGAAAGCAUCUACAAAGGUCAGCCGAAUCAAGGAGGUGUGUACAAGCCGUGGAAGAAAAUUCUGAUUGUGGUCGAAGGUGUUUAUAGUAUGGAGGGCACAAUUGUUCGUUUACCUGAGAUAAUAGCACUUAAAAAGAAGUACAAAGCUUAUUUAUAUUUAGAUGAAGCGCAUAGUAUCGGUGCAAUGGGCAAACACGGCCGAGGCAUCGUUGAUUAUUUCGGUUGUGAUCCUAAAGAUAUAGAUAUUCUAAUGGGGACUUUCACUAAAAGUUUUGGAUCAGCUGGGGGCUACAUAGCUGGAACCAAAGAAUUGAUAGAUUUUUUGCGGAAAAAUAGUUUUGCUUCGAAGCAUGCCUGGGCAAUGGCGCCACCUGUAGCUGCUCAAAUCAUCGCUGUUUUGAAGAUACUUAUGGGCCGAGACGGUACUAAUGAAGGACAGAAGAGGAUCGAAACGCUGGCACGGAAUACGCGAUAUUUUAGGAGAAGGAUUGAACAAAUGGGGAUUAUUAUACAUGGAAAUGAGGAUUCGCCGGUUGUCCCUAUUCUUGUUUACCUCUACUCGAAGAUUGCUGCUAUGGUCAGGACUUUGAUUAAGGAAAAAAUUGCAACGGUCGGUGUCGGAUAUCCGGCGACGCCGUUGAUGGAAGGCCGAAUAAGGAUCUGUCUAUCAGCAGCACAUACCAAAGAACAACUAGACUACGCCUUGGAUGUUAUCGAGAAAGUCGCAGAUGAGUUAGGAUUGAAAUAUUCGCGCAAACCGAUCAAUCCCGAACCUAUCGAUUAUGACAAAAUCAAGGUGUAUGUCGAUUAAGUUUUGAAUCAAAUUUAUAGCUUAAUUACGUCUGCUUGUUAAAAAUUUUGAUACAUAGGCAAAAUAUUUUUUUAUUGAAUUUUUGAUGGUUGAGAACUUUUAUAAACCUUUAUUACAGUUUAUACAAAUUUUGUGUACAUUGUAUAUUACAAUGUCCUUAACAUACCUAAUCCAUAAUUUUACGUUUGAGUUGAAUUGUUUAACUUAAUGUAAUAGUCAUCUAGUUUUUGUUUGUAAACUGUUUUAUUUAUUUUUUAUUUAUACCACUAGCGCAUAUUCAGACACCGCUCUACUUGCAGAUGAAUUUCAGUAUUGACUAAAUUAAGGCACAAUUACAGUAUUAACCAAAUUUCUGCUUUUUAUAGAAUUCAAUGACUUAAAGAACAUAUCAAGUUAUAGUUACAGUCAUAGUCGCUUGUUAGACUACUUACACUAGAAAUUAAUGCUAAACAAGCUAAGACACAUUCGUUUUACUUUAAUUAAUUAUCCGUAGUGUGUUUUUGUCAAUUUUAAGGAUAAUGGUCAUUCAUUCCAGUUUUAUUUUUGCUGAAAUCCUACUUAUUUUUAUAUUUUAUUGCAAUUUUUUCUAUUUUAACCGUGUUGUGUUUUCUACACCUUGCUGUUAUUGUUAAAGAUUAAUCUAAUAAAUCUUUACAUAAACAA